UGCCACCGUGGUGUGCCCAUGGAGGAUUUUUGAGCUGCUGCCAGUUCUAAUUAUCUUCAUGUUCUGUGAAUUUAAAGUUGUGGCAGCAGUGCCUGAAGAUAUGACAACAAGCUUUGAUCCUAGUGAGCCAUCAUUAGAAUCGCUGAUAUGUGUGGUUGCCAUUGUACUGCUUACCAUUUUCUUAUUUCUUUGGAGAGGAUACCGAUCAAUUCAAAGCCGACUUUAUUUGAGUAAAGAGAAUAGACUGGCUGUGGAACUUGCAAUGGAAAUCAAAAAGAAAUGUGAUCUAAUUGACAAAGUGUGCCUUGCUCAAGAGGAGUAUGAAGGCUUAGAGUCAUCCUUAAAGGAGGACAACUUUGACAAGGCAUCAACAGAAGUACAGAGUUUGAAGGCAACUUAUAAAAAUCUAGAAAGAGAUAAAUCUAAACUUGAAGAAGAAAUAUUACUUAUAGAGAAGAAACUAGAAGAAGAGAGAGCUAAACAUUAUGAGGAAGAGGAAUUGAUGAGUGACCUUUCAAAAAUGAUGCAGUCUCUAGCAGAUGAAUCACAGUCUGUCAAAUCACAGCUAGCUGAAGCCAAAACCAUACUAAGAAUAUUUGAAAUAAAUAAAGAACGACUUAAAGGAGUAAUAACAGAUACCUUGAAUGAAAAUUAUCAACUUCAGGAAAGCGUGCAUCAGUAUUUAGAAGAAGCUAAAAUCAUGAAAGAACAAAUGAAUCAACUCAAUAAACAGAAAAUAGCAAUCGAAGUAUCCAACGUACAGGCAGAGCAACUCCUAAAAGUUAAGGAAAAUCAGAUCAAGUCUCUGAUGGAGAGCCUGCUAAGGAUGAAAGACUGGAAUUCUGUGCUUGGGGAAGAUGUAACUGAUGAUGGUAAUCUGGAUGUAGAAGUGAACAAUGACUUAGAGAAUAACGUGCACUUAGGUAAUCAGCCUAAGGGAGCUUUGAGGAAGCUAAUAUAUGCUACUGAGUUAAGUGCUUCGUUAAAAACCCUAGAAGGAGACAGAAACCAAAUUUAUACUCAGUUAUCUGAAAUAGAUGCAACAAAUGAUGAUCUUACAGAGCAUAUGCAAAGUCUCAAGUCUGAACAAGUGUCUCUGCAGUCAGGUAAUACACUACUUGAAAUCGAGAAACAGAAGCUUCAAAGGAAAAUCACAGUGAUGAGGGAGCUGUACCAAGACAAUGAAAGGAUGCUUCACAGGAAAAUAACAGUGGAGGAAAAAUGUAGAUUGGAGAAAGAGGAAGAACUUUUCAAAUUGAACAAGAGAACCAGCCAUGUGAACAAGGAACUAGAGACCUAUAGACGGCGUGCCAAGGAUAUCGAAGAAGAAUUGGAGAGAACAAUUUGCUCCUAUCAAGGGCAGGUUAUUGCUCAUGAACAAAGGGCACAUGACUAUUGGCUGGAAGCUCAUGCUUUGGAAAGAAACAUCAAUGAAUUAAAGAGAAAAAAUGCUCUGAUGAGAUCAUGGACGCCCUGCCAUUCCAAGAAGAAUCCAAGAGGCCAGAAUCCACCACCACCUCCUCCAGAUGCUCGACAGUAUGUCCCAUCAAAGGGAUUUGCGGCCCAAGGUUUCCUCCAAAGUCAGCUGGCCGCCUUGACAGCUCCUCCACUUGUUCCUGAGCUUAGAGGACCCGAGGACCCUGCCUUUGCAGUGGAUCCAGAGGCCAAAGAUCCACCACCCACUCCUCCAGGAAACAUCUGGCUGGAGGUCCUGGAUUGUAUGUCCCACCAGUGGACUUUGUGGGCCCACCAUUUCCGCCAAUGCCAGAAGGCACCUUUGCCCAGCUCUAGCCCUCCUGAAUGCAAUGCGGUUGGUCAUGGCGUGAUUCCUCCACUGGAUCCUUUGGUCAGAAGCCUAGAGGCCCUGCCUUUCCAGGGAAUCAGGAGGUCCAAUCCUGCCUCCACCUCUCCUGGAAACAUCUGUGGAGAUUCCGGACAGAUGUCACACCCAGGGACUUUGCAGGCCCACCUUUCUCUGCAGUGCCAG
Phodopus roborovskii (desert hamster) is the source of this 1987-nucleotide messenger RNA. RefSeq names its product melanoma inhibitory activity protein 2-like. The record is from RefSeq and is a predicted model, not a curated record. The transcript is spliced from 20 exons. NCBI's taxonomy places the organism in Eukaryota, Metazoa, Chordata, Mammalia, Rodentia, Cricetidae. The annotation marks the transcript as partial. Gene Ontology annotation, biological process: endoplasmic reticulum to Golgi vesicle-mediated transport; protein secretion; vesicle cargo loading. Gene Ontology annotation, cellular component: endoplasmic reticulum membrane; endoplasmic reticulum exit site.